Cloeon dipterum is the source of this 2063-nucleotide messenger RNA. RefSeq lists its product as uncharacterized. NCBI's taxonomy places the organism in Eukaryota, Metazoa, Arthropoda, Insecta, Ephemeroptera, Baetidae. The coding region runs from base 211 to 1206 and encodes 331 amino acids. The transcript is spliced from 6 exons. The record is from RefSeq and is a predicted model, not a curated record.
AAAUUUUACUGUAUCAUACGUAUAUGUACGUAAAUAAUAUUACGAACAUUACAGAUAGACCUGAGAGAAAAGAAGCAGCGAUUUUUUACAAAAUCCUCAAUUAUUAAGCAUGAAAGUUUUUACAGCUUGAGUAGGAGAGAACACACACGUCCUUAUAGAGAUACAAUUUACAUUUAGGCCUUACAUACAGGUGAAACGAUCUAACUUAAAAUGGACCCAACUGAUUGUGAGCAGCAAAGAGAGAAAUCUUUCGUCAGUGAGAUGAAUGAUCUUUCCAACGACGAGGUUAAUCAGCGCUUAGAUGAACUUGGCUCAGACCUGUCAGAAUGCUAUGAUCCUGAUGAAUUGGAGGAGUACCUCCUGGGAGAUGUGCCUUUGACACCACCAAAGCCAAUGAAGCACAAAGCAGGAGAGUCCGCUAAAGAGAUGAUGGUUCUCAAAAAUUGGAGGGCUUACGACGGAAAUGACGUCUUCUUGAAUGCUAUUAAUACGGUGAUUAUUGGUGCUGGAUACUCGGUCGUCGAGUUCGCUGAGAGUGCGGUGAAGCUAGGAAUGGUGUCUGACGAAGAGGAGGAGUUCUACUCUGACAAUGAGCUUGCAACAGUGAGUGUCAGUUUUGACAGCACGAAGUCCCGUGAUCUCCCCUACCUUCCUCACCCAAGUUCACUUGAUGGCUUUGAGGAGAAAUUAUUUGAAGAUGAGGAGCCAGAUAGUAGCCAGGAGCUUUUCAUCUCUGAUGACAACCAAGAUACAUUGAGUGUGAAUAGCAAAGCAGCUGAAUUUGUGAAUGAGGUGUUGACAGAAGCGAUGGAGACACUUGCAGCCUCAGUCAAACCUGAUGUGAAUAAUGCUCAAAAGGAAAAUAAGGAAUUGGUCACCAAGGCUGCUGAAAAUGACUGUUUGGAUGACUUCUUGCUGAUUGAAUCAGAUUUGAUCGAGCAAAUGCGUGGUCUGGUCAUGCAGCUCAAGACUGUUGACACCAAGUCUAAAAUAGAAGGGGAGAGCACUGAUCUUGACAAGGGCUGCAUAUUGGAGCAGAUGUCAGCCCUGGUGGAAAAGCUGCCCAACAAAGACAGCCGGGAUUAUUGCCUCAGUCUGCGUCGCAAGCUGGGACGCGCCAACAAAUGCCCUUACACGGAGGAGGACAUUGCCAGCUUGCAGCUGUCGUAUCAAGAAAGUGCACUCAAGCCCAUGCUAGAAGUCUAGAACGCCAUGGUUUGGAUGAUGGAGAUAGUAUUAUCUUAGGACUUUAAGAUACGUAAAUAUUCAAAGUAUUUUCCCUUUAAUUUACGAUGAACAAUAAUUUUGCUCGACAGUCUUUCUCUUCUUAAAUAUUUAUGUGCAUAUAGCUUAAGUAUUAUGGAAAAAUGUAUGAGAACUCUAGCCUGGAUUAUUACAUAGUGAUGACGUGAUGUUGCAUUGGUAGUAAAUACUUUAUCAAUUUCGCCAUAAGAUCUAUUAAGCCAAUAAUUUAGUUCAUGUUCAUUUCAAAAUUGGAUCAACUGCCAGAACUAAUUUUUCUCGCUGUGGUUGUUUUUUAAAAAAAAUCCCCAUUACUGAAAGUGUAGGUUUGGAUAGGUUUUCAUCUCCUUUAAAUUUGUAUGUUUCACCUUAGUAAAAUAGUCGCGGCAUGAAAAAUUAAUUCAAAACCUUCGCUUGGCAUUACUCAACAAAUCAUCAGAAAAAAAUGAAAUGAGAUGUUGCCUGAAUGAAACGUGUGCUAGUAUAUUUGACUUAUUUUUAAGUUCAACUGAAAUUUGCAUCUUCCCGGACAGUCAUUCAGACUGCAAAAGAAACUUUAAAAAAACUGAAUGAUUUCAUUUGAAAUCACUCCCAAGAUUUUUAUCUCAAAACUUUAAUUUGACAACUCCCUGAAAGUGCCAAGUUUUUUAUUUUCAUUAUUGAAUUAUGUAGAAGCUUGGUAAUAGCAAUUUUCAACGGAAUCUGAUAGCGCAAGAUUGAAUGCCUGACAGUGAAAAAUAACCAUCUUUACCAAUUUUGUUGAAAUCGAUUUUAUGAUUUACUCAUGGUGUCUGCCAAUCAAUAAAAGCAAGUAAACCUCA